CAUUGUUUCAAUUCAAAAUGGUGGACUAGCAAACUUUGAAAAUAGAACGUUUAACAUCUUUGUUGUUUGACAUCUGUCAGUUAACUUUUUUUAUUGUUUAUAUUUUGAAUACCGUUACAAUGAGGUUUGCAUUUUUAUUUUUAGUAGCAACCUCUUUGGUUUUGAGUGAUUAUUGUGAAUGUAAACAGUUUACAAGAUGCGGACUAGCUAAAACUUUGUCGCAAAUAAAAGGGAUUAAAAAAAGCUUUUUGGGGACUUGGGUAUGCUUGAUAGAGAAAGUGAGUAAGAGAGAAACUACCGCUCUUACAGUGAAGUCAAAUGGAAAGAAAGCCUAUGGAUUGUAUCAAAUACCCAGUGAGUGGUGUAAAGAAGGCAAACGCGGUGGCCGCUGUAACAUAAAAUGUGAAGAUCUGCUAAACGAUGACAUCCGUGAUGACACAGCGUGUGCUCUGAAGAUCAUGGAGGAGCAUGGUUUCCAGUACUGGUCGCUUUGGACUACGAGGUGCAAAAAUGACAACUUCAUCACUAAUGAGAUUUAUAAAUGUCCAGACCUAAACCGUCUCAGUCCAGAACGCAGCCUAUUUCUGAAUCGAGGCUCAGCUCUAAGACGAAGACGUUCAAUCAACAGGACUAUCCGAAAAUCCAGGUUCAGAAGAUCUAGGCGUACAAAUUAAAUCAAAUUAAUUUGUUUGUUGAUGUUUAAAAUAAACUUGUUUCGAAGUCUG
This is a messenger RNA of Spodoptera litura, 725 nucleotides long. The record is from RefSeq and is a predicted model, not a curated record. Lineage: Eukaryota; Metazoa; Arthropoda; Insecta; Lepidoptera; Noctuidae.